Messenger RNA from Lichtheimia ornata, 2709 nucleotides. RefSeq lists its product as uncharacterized. The coding region runs from base 1 to 2709 and encodes 902 amino acids. The record is from RefSeq and is a predicted model, not a curated record. Gene Ontology annotation, molecular function: peptidase activity; protein binding. The transcript has 21 exons. NCBI's taxonomy places the organism in Eukaryota, Fungi, Mucoromycota, Mucoromycetes, Mucorales, Lichtheimiaceae. Gene Ontology annotation, biological process: glutathione catabolic process; proteolysis.
AUGGACACGUUCAUAGACUCUGAUAAUACGCUCGAUACAGGCAAUAUCUCCAAAGUGAGUGGUGCCAAACCACUGCACCCGACUCGUUGCGCGCAUACCAUUUCCCAGGACAACAACUCUGUGCUCUCUCUCGCUUGUAAUCAACGCUACUUGUUUAGUGGAAGCCAAAGUUCAAACAUCCAUGUAUGGCAUCUACAAGACUUUUCACUCGUUACUACGCUCCAAGGUCAUAGGGGAAGUGUCCUGGCUUUGACAGUAUCCAAAGAUCAACGUUGGUUGUUUAGUUCUUCAGGUGAUGGAACCGUACGGGUAUGGGAUACCGAGAAACUCGUUUGCACGCAUCUCAUCCAAUCCUGUCAUGACGUGGGCGAUAUCUUUUCCAUGGUGUACAUUGACUCUUCCAAUACGCUCUAUUUCGGCAACCAAAACACCAGCAUUCAAUGGUACGAUUUCAGCGAUCCACAAUCCCAAGGCAAAGCGGGUGAAGUACCGGUGAUACCUAUGAAUCCUCGAAGUUCGACCUACCAAAAAUCAAAGUUCUUUGAAUCGCCUUCCUAUGAAGAUUUGGUGGAAGAGGUGGAUCGAUUUCCUGGUGAAGAGAAUGUUAUCAAAUGCGUGAUCCGAGAAAAGAACGUAUGCUCCAACGCACACAAUGGCUAUGUCUAUUGUCUUUUGCAUGCCGUGGAUAUUCCCAAUGUGGAUGGCGAGGUUAUUUUUAGCAGUUCAGGUGAUGGGGAUGUCAAGAUCUGGUCGGUCCAAGAAUCAGGAUUGCAACUGCUCAACGUCUUGACAGGGGAUAUCGAUAAGGGUGUAUUGAGCAUGGCUCUUUCAGAGGAUGGUUAUUUAUUUUGUGGUGUACAAGGAGGCGAUGUCCAAAUCUGGGAUCUUGAAACGAACCAAAUGAUUCGGUCGUUGAUGGCACAUUCAGAUGAUGUCCUUGCAGUAGCUCUAAAGGGUCCUCAUCUUGUGAGCGCUUCGGCUGACGGCACCAUCAAGAUAUGGAGCGAAGAAUUUGAAUUUGUUGAAUGCAUGGAUGACCACAGCGGCAUUAUUUUAUCGAUGAUUUGUUCGCCAGAAUACUUGAUCACAGGAAGCAGCGAUCACACAAUCAAGUUUUGGGAUAUGCCAUCACCUGCCAACAUAUACGAGCCUUUUAGACGAAACAGUGUCAUGACGGAUGUACCUUCCAGUGACACCCUUUUGUAUGUUCUUGACAAAUGGAUUGCUACGCGCACAAUUAGUGGUAAUCACAAAUACAAGGAAGAAUGUCGUCGUGGAGCUCGUUUUCUCAAGAAUGUGUUACAGCAGCUUGGUGCCACUAGCCGGAUGAUCCCUGGUGCUCCUGGUCGCAACCCAUUGGUCUAUGGUCGCUUUUCAGCACGGCGCUCAAGCAAUGUUGGAGUAAAGAAGAUCCCCACCGUGUUGGUGUACGGCCAUUAUGAUGUGAUCUUUGCCCAAAAUGAUGAUAAUCAAUGGCUCACGGACCCAUUCAAGCUAACGGGACGCGAUGGAUAUCUUUAUGGCAGAGGUACCAGUGACAACAAGGGCCCUGUGCUUUCUAGUAUCUUUGCUGUUUACGAGUUGCUCAAGGAAGGUCUUUUGGAUGUCAAUGUCAUUUUCCUUGUCGAAGGAGAAGAAGAAAGUGGCAGUGUUGGUUUCGUAGAUGCUGUAGAGCAACACAAGGAAUUGUUCUCUAAUGUUGAUAUGAUCCUCCUGAGUAACUCGUACUGGUUGGGUGAAGAUGUUCCUUGUUUGACAUAUGGCUUGAGAGGCGUUAUCCACGCAAGCAUUGAAGUUUCCAACAAGUUGGCUGAUUUGCAUUCGGGUGUUGAAGGUGGUGCGGUAUCCGAGCCACUUAUCGAUCUCAUUCACGUGACCAGCAAGCUUGUGGACAGCGAAAAGAACGUGCUCAUUCCAGGUUUUUACGAGAAUGUGAGUGCAGUGACUGAAGCAGAAGAAAAGCUGUAUGAUCCUAUCGUGGAAUGGCUUCAAACAUCCGAAACGGCACAAUCCCAUACUCGAAUGCAGCAUUCCGCAAUUACAUCACCUACACUUUCGGAUCGAUCAAGGGCUAGCAACGAUUCUAAUCAUUGUCAACAAGAAAAGUCGCAUCCUCACCGCCACCAUCGUUCACCAUCAUCAUCGGAUACCCCGCCACAGCAAAUGGAUAAGGAUAAGCUCAAAAAGCAAUUGAUGGCACGAUGGCGAUACCCGACUUUGUCUGUGCACAAGAUUGAUGUGUCCUUCAGCAACCCAACCAUUAUCCCACGUUGCGCCAAGGCCUUUGUCAGCAUGCGCGUGGUACCUGAUCAGACCAUUGCUGAUAUCAGUUCCAAAUUUGAGAGCCAUGUGUGUCGCGUGUUUUCGGAUCUUCAAUCCGAUAAUGUCAUCUCGGUACGAAUUGAGAGCUCGGCUGAGUAUUGGCUAGGCAAUCCCGAGGGAGCUUAUUUCAAGGCUGUGGAACGAGCCAUUGAGAAGGAGUGGGAUAUGAAGCCAUUGUAUAUUCGUGAAGGUGGAUCCAUCCCAGCUGUUCGAUUCCUUGAGAAGUUCUGUAAUGCUCCUGCAGUACAUUUACCCAUGGGCCAGGCAUCGGAUCAAGCCCAUUUGCACAAUGAACGGAUACGUUUACGCAAUCUCAAUGCAGGUCGUCGCAUUAUCAAGACUUUGUUGCAGGAUUUGGGUAGAAAUGAUUUGUUAUCGCACCAAUAG